AUGACAGAGGAAGAGCAGCUAAUCGAUAUCGAGUCUGUAUUUUCCGUUGUAGGGGAUUUUGGUGGGAGUGUCACGAUGGAGUUAGCAGAUGGAGCUAUUGUUUAUCACGCUUUUUACGACUUAGCACAGGCCGGGAUUUUCAAGUAA
Giardia duodenalis is the source of this 147-nucleotide messenger RNA. RefSeq lists its product as uncharacterized. NCBI's taxonomy places the organism in Eukaryota, Fornicata, Diplomonadida, Hexamitidae. The transcript has a single exon. The coding region runs from base 1 to 147 and encodes 48 amino acids. The record is from RefSeq and is a predicted model, not a curated record.